GCAGCAGGACUGGAGAGCUUCCAACUUCAUGAAGUAGGAAUUCUCUCUGUAGUUCUGCUUAUCCAGAAUGCAUGCAGAAUGGGUUGCACCGGCUAAUGGAAUGACGCCCGCAGCCCAGAUCUAGACUUUCAACUUGGGGAGAAUCAGAAAUUGGUGAAAGGAGGUCUAAAUGCUAAUGCCAUAUUGAACUGAACAGAACCUCUCCAUCGAUUGAUAAAGAGGCGGUGUUCCCAAAUUAGGUGGACUCUCUGGGUCACUGGCGUGUGAACCAGUUCCUCCGCAUGGGACAGAAGAGACAGACCUUGAGAAGAAGCUUGGAUAAAGCAUUUCUCGGAUAGUCAGGCUCAGCCACAGCUUUCUCACCUCUGGUUUGGUCUCCCGAGGCUGCCCGAAGCAUCAAAAGGGUUGUCCUCUGCUGCCAAAGAAGACAGUGCAGAUCUGGAAGGCUGCUGAAGACCGAGAAUUGGGUCAUCCAUCAGUAUCUUGAGGACACCCAGAGUCGCCGGUAGCUGUGCCAUACGAGGAGCCAUAGAUCAAUGAGCCAGCUGCCAAUGAGAACAGGCAUCUGACACCCCCCACCUUGUACACGGCCUCCUCGACCUGCGCCAUCCCUAAAUUGUUCCAGGUAAACACGCUACCUGAUCCUGAAAAGAAAGCACAGAAAAUUCGGAGGGGGAAGAAACAUGGAAAAGGACAUUUUAACUCACGUGGAUGCUCCAGUGACUCAGGCAAGCGACACAGACCCAGACACAGAAGCAGCACAGGCAAGAGCCCUGCGCGAGGCUCAGACCCCACUCGAAGGCCCUCCACUGGCUGCAAGUAGUGGGGUAAAUGUGGGGCAGGAAAGCACGGGGCCAGGAGAGAACAAGGAGAUGGAAAACGUGUCUGUUCUUAGUUCGAGUCUGAGUGCAGAGGUCGAUGGCCAAUGCGCAGAUGCGGGUCAGGUCGGUGCCGCGCUGCGGGGGCCUGACACCUUGGGAAAUGCAGGGAGGAAAGGCAGCCGGAAAAGGAGGAACAGAAAGCAAACUAAGAUUGUGUAUUUUCCCUGGCCACUGACCCUACAGACUCGGGCAUCUUCUGCAGCCCCAGUUCUGGGCCGGUCUCGUGUCUUGGGGGCUUUGGUGUUUGCUGAUAGCAGAGACAGCGAGGUGGGGGAAAGCGGGGAGCAAGGGGAGGAUGAGGAGAGCGAGAACGCAUCCAUUCUCACUGAGAAGCCUCAGGAGGAACCUGCUGAGGCCCUGUGGCCAGCAACAAGUGCAGUCCAGGCCUCCCUGGAGGAGGCGUCCCCGGCAGCCGAUGAGGCGAUAAAUCCAGGGCAGAAAAAGAGCCGGAAAGGGAGAAAUAAAAAGAACAAGAAGAUCAUGGCUAGUCCUUGGCCUCUGACAGUACAAGCUUGGGCAUCGCACACAGACCCAGCUCAGGCACAGACGGCUUCGGCAGGGGAUGAGUCACUCGCCAAAGACAGAGUCGAUGGGGGGAAUCAAAGCCAAGGUCCAAAGAGUGAGGCAGAUAACGCAUCAGCUGAGACUCCUUACGAGAGUGCCCAGGAGGAGGCCCCCGACUUGGCUGAUGAUCUGGAGCAGGCCUCAUGGGAGGAGGGGGAGUCCCUCUCUGUUGACAGCAUGGGAGAUGGAAGGAAGAGCAGACAUAGAAAGAGUGAUAGAAAGGAAAGUGUCUUGGCUUGUCCUUGGCCUCUGACAGUACAAGCCUGGGCAUCAUUCAGAGCAGCCGAUGGGGUUCAGACUCACCUCCAGGGCAAGGCUUCUGCUGCAAGUGUGGGGGUGGAUGUGGGGCAGAAAAACCAGCCUCAACUGGAGAAUAGUGAGGAGGAAACAAAGUCUACCCCUCCUUGGCCCGUGAGGGUCCAGGCUGGUGCCUCCUUCUCAGCAACAGCUCUGGGACAGGCUUCAUUUGAGGGGGCUGCUUCGCAAGACCCCCAGUCCCAGGUGAGCCAAACCAGGAGGAGGUCCCAGGGGAGAAAGGAAAAACAAGUUCGGAGCAAGGCUGAGCAAACUCUGGAAGUCAGUCAGGGUAGGAAAAGCACCAAGAAAUACCCGGGGGAUAAGGACUUUUGGGAAUGCACAGUGAUAAAUUUUGCUAGGCAAGUAGACUGUUGCUAUUGUGGGGAGCGCUGCUCACAAGAGCAGAUGGAGGCUUUGACCUUGACCAAAGCCCACCCCCACAUCAAUACUUCAGCGAUGGGAAUGCAGGGACCAGAGAGGGAGAGGGCUGAAUCUCAGGCAGUCUGGAUGGGCGAAUGGGGAGGUUUUUGAAAGGCAGAGGAGGAAAGAAAAGGACCUAAGGGACCUCAAGAGCACUUUGGGUCCCGGAAGGGCCACCAUCUACAUCUGUUGGGAGAGAGCUGUUUAAAAUCCUCCAUCAAGGCUCACUACCCAACUGGUAAAUUUCCCCAUGGCAAGGUAACACCGCAAUUACUCUCUGCAUGGGCAAUUUCUCUCUGAAAUGUUUUAGGUUGCUGGAGAACUGGCAUAACUUUAGAGAAGCAAAAAUGCUUUUUUCUCUAUCUUCUUUCCUGUAACAUUCUCGACAUUGUUGGCAAAGGUGUGUUACCUAUGGCUGAUAAACGGUAUCAGAGUCUAGAGGACAAACCAAUGACAGAAUGUGUAUUGGAUCUCGAGAACACUCUAGAAAGUAGUAUUGUAUAUUGCAUGUUAGACUGUAAAGUGAUUUGAUGAUCGCAUUUAGUUAUAAGACCGGCCGGUUUCCAGUUGCUAAGAGCGCAAGCUAAGAGUGCAGAUCCCAAUGCCUGGGAUCAAAGCCCGGCUUUGCCACUUGUUACCCAUGUUCCUCUGAGCAAGUCACUCUUUCCUUCUAGGCCCCAGUCUAUCCGGUGAGGGUAAUAAUAGCACCUGAUUUAUAGAUUGUAUGAUUAAAUAAGUUAAAACAUGUGAAGUACUUAGACUAGUACAUGGCAUAUAAUAAGCCCUCAGACACUAAUCACCUAUGGUUGCUUUAACUUUCAGUACUAAAUGUCAUGCAAGGGUCUGGCACUGCAGUAUUAGGCAUCUUGAAAGUUAUACAAAUGGCAGCACCUGCGGCAGGCAGAAGAUGAUGCCUCCAUUCGCAAUUAUGGUAACAGAGCCUUAAAGCCAUGGAGCAAAAUGCUACUUAAGGGCGGGGGGAAG
Molecule: messenger RNA, 3146 nt
Organism: Ailuropoda melanoleuca (giant panda)
Lineage: Eukaryota; Metazoa; Chordata; Mammalia; Carnivora; Ursidae
Exons: 4
Coding region: 684-2273 (529 amino acids)
Source: RefSeq, a predicted model, not a curated record